This is a messenger RNA of Lactuca saligna, 459 nucleotides long. The record is from the annotation of a GenBank genome assembly. Lineage: Eukaryota; Viridiplantae; Streptophyta; Magnoliopsida; Asterales; Asteraceae.
AUGGUUCUUAAGCCUAUCGAUGUUUUACUUUUUGUGUUGGUGCUUUGUGUAGUUGAGUAUGUUUGUGGUGAUCAAAAUCUUGUUGAAGCGGAGAAAAAUCUCAGUGGAUACCCUGAGGUUAAUAGUGAAAAUGGUUGUGUUUCCAAAACAGACAUAUCAUGUGGAGUUAUUAAAGAUAUAGAUGAAGAAGGGCAUCAAGUGGUUAAUCUUACAGGAGGACUAGAUGAUGAUAUUAGAGAAGGGCUCAAGGAUUAUGUAAAAGAAUCGCAAGCGCAAGAUGUUGCAUCAGCACCCGGUGAAAUUGUAACCCUAUUUUUUAGAGGAUUUUUUCAAUUUUUGCUAAAUGCCAUUCGUGAUAUUUAUUCGGGCACCCCAGCUGGAGGAGCGGCUGAGGGAAAUAUUAGUCAAGGAGGAACAAAUGGUGGUGGUGGUAGUAUGCCUGGAGGUAAUGGAAAAUGA